AUGAACAUUCCUCAAACUGAUAAUUCCUCAAAGUUAUGCUCGCUUGUGGCUUCUGUGGCUGGGCGUAUCGGAAACCAGGGAAUCGUACCUGUGAUGUCAACUGUUCUCAAGCAAGCCGAUGAAGACAUACUCAUAUCUGUGGAGAACGAAGCAUUUUUAGCAUUGAGGAAGAAGUGUUGCCAGCAAGAGAACGAACUCGAGGCGUUGCGUGCAGGCUCAGCAGAAUCUCGACAGAUGGAACCUCGAGCUCACUCAACUGGCAGUGAUGAUUCCAGCGAGACUGAGUGGGUGAAGAGCAUCAAGUACAUUGUCAAACGGUCUCGCACUCACCGUGGCCUAUACUGGAUCAACCGUUUUCCGUUCAAGAGGGUAAAAGGGCCCUACGACUUUGAUUCUCGCGACGAAACCUUGAAUGAAUAUCGAGAACGCAUGAAGCAACUGGGAGUUACAGUAUAG
Messenger RNA from Marasmius oreades (fairy-ring Marasmius), 456 nucleotides. RefSeq lists its product as uncharacterized. NCBI's taxonomy places the organism in Eukaryota, Fungi, Basidiomycota, Agaricomycetes, Agaricales, Marasmiaceae. Bases 1 to 456 code for a protein of 151 amino acids. The transcript is spliced from 3 exons. The record is from RefSeq and is a predicted model, not a curated record.